UUAGGUCUCCACUAAUUUGCUUUGUAAAAGCAGUGUUGAGGCACUCAUCAUUUUCCAAUAACCAAACUAAAAACCAAAAGAAACAAAAAAUAAAGAAAAUGCCAUGUUCUAAAGAAGAAGCUCUUGUUAGGCUCUUCUACAAUGCCUCAAGUUCAUUCCAACUCCUCUUGCUUUUCUCAUCAUUCUCUUUCAUUUUCCUCACCAAGUUUUUCCACUUCAUUGGCAGCAAUCCAAUUUUCCCAAGAAGCCAAUACAGUCAUGAGUACACAUUUUCCGAUGAAGAAGAAGAAGAAGAAGAUCAAGAAGAAGAAGAAGUAGUAGAAAAUCAAGAAAGGGUUGAUCAUUGUUUUGACUAUCAUCAUCAAAAUCAAGACACAGACCAUGAUCAUGAUCAUGAUCAUUUGGUGGCCGACAUCAUCUGCGGUGGCGAAGCUCUUUUCUUCUUGCCAAACGACAAUAAUUUUGGCUUUGAUACUCUCAGAGGAUCACUUGUAAACGACAACGACAACAACAACAACGACAACGACAGCGACGAAUAUUUCACAACACCUCAAGAGAGCUUAGUAGAAGAAGAAGAUCAAAACGACGCCACUGAAUUAUUGUCCAUGCAUGACACUGAUACUGAAUCUGAUCAUGACCAAUAUGAUGAUGAUCAUCAUAAUAAUAACCAUUCGAUUAUUCGAAAUUCUGUGUCGAAUAAUAACAAUCAACCAUGGCCCACCUCACCAGUCAUCACCAUAGGUCUUCGAAGUGGUUUGGUAAACAAUAAUGAUCAAAUCUCUCAUGAAUAUGAUGAUUACAAUAAGGUGGUGGAGAGCACAAAGUUUUCUUCUGGGGAUGAGAAGUUUCUGAGUUUUGGGCCAACUCAGUUGGAGAUCUCAUCAACAAAGAAUGAAAAAGAUGAUCGUAUUAACGGUGAUGAUGAAGUGUACGGAGAUUCCUGCACCGUUGGAUCAACUUCGAAGAGCUCAUCUGAAUGGAGAAGCUCAAUUAAUUACAGAGAUUCAGGGACUGAUGAUCCCUUCUCUUCUUCUUCGAGAAGAAGUUGUCCCAAGUGGGAAUCUUACACUGUUUUUCAAAAAUAUGAUGAAGAGAUGAUGUUUUUCGAUAGAAUCAGUGCUCAAAAGCUCCACGAAACAGAAUCAUUAAGGUCGAUCAAAGUGUCUCCAAGAUCGGUCUCGGAGAGAAUUGUUCAUACAAUUUCGAUGAUCAACAACAAAACGCCUAAGGACAUUCAUCGAAACCCUUAUCAUGAAUUGGAGGCUGCUUAUGUGGCUCAGAUAUGCUUGACUUGGGAAGCUUUGAAUUGGAACUAUAAGAAAUUUCAAGAGAAGAGGAGUUCACGGCGGAGUGAGUAUGAUCCCGGUUGCCCUGGCCAAAUAGCUCAGCAGUUUCAACAGUUCCAAGUUCUUCUGCAACGAUAUAUAGAGAAUGAGCCCUAUGAACAUGGAAGAAGACCUGAGAUUUAUGCCAGGAUGAGGCUUUUAGCUCCAAAGUUGCUUCAAGUCCCCGAAUACCGAGACUCGGUGGAUGACCAAAGGGACGAUGAAGGUGUGGGGUCAAGAAUUUCUUCACCGGCAUUUCUCAUCAUAAUGGAGGAUUGUAUCCACACUUUCAUGAAUUUUCUCAAGGCUGACAAGGAAAACACCUGCCAAAUCAUAACAUCUUUGUUUAGAAGAAAACGAAGAAGAGGCUCACUUGAUCCCACUCUUCUUCAGCUCAUCAAGAAAGUCAACCAAAAAAAGAAGAUGAAGCUUAAAGAUCUCCGACGAGCUCGAAAAUGCUUGAGAAGAAGAAGGUUGAAAGUUGAUGAAGGGAUGGAAAUAGUGAUGGGUUUGAUAGACCUAAAGGUGGUCUCUAGGGUUUUGAGAAUGAAAGAGAUGAGUGAAGAGCAAAUGCAUUGGUGUGAGGAGAAAAUGAGCAAAGUGAAAAUUUUGGAUGGGAAACUUCAAAGAGAUUCUUCAACACUUUUUUUCCCAUCACACUGAUAUCACUGACCACACCAAAGAAUGUUUUUGCUCAAUUAAUUAUUUGGCAAAUGACUAGAUGAUGAAUGUGCAAAACAAAAAAAAAGUUAUAAUAUUGACUGCACAAAAUUGAAUAUUCUACUAUCCUCCUAGCUAUAUAGGCCACUCUUUAUAUGUAAAUAUUAUUUUAUAUAUCACAUAGUGCUAUAUGAUCUGAUCUCCUAUUCAUAGAAAAUUUGCAGAGUGGGGCCUACAGUUCAAAGUAAUUGCAUGUGGGGUGACAUGGAUUUUGGAGAAUCCUAUAUGAAAGAGAUCAAUAUAUGGGGUCCCUACAAGUCUUAAAGAGAUGGUAUUGGUUGGUGUGUAAUGUGAUUCAUCAAUGUUUUGAAAGUGAAAGAACAAAGACAAAGCAAGGAAUAGAUCAUCAGACAAGACCAACUUUAGCUACAUUGCUUUAAUUUUAUUAAUUUGUAACUUUUUUUUUUCUCUCUUUUAAAUGAGAUGAGGUUUAUCUAUUAGAGUAUAGAAGAAAAAAAUAUCAGAUAUGAUGUGAAGUGAAUCAAAAGAAGAGAUUGAGAACUACCAAGGCUGCUGCUACACAUGCAUAUAUAGUCAUGGGCAAAUAGAAUAAAAAAGGUAUAGCACAUGGUAAGUAGAUUUUAUUUAUAUAUAUAUAUAUAUGGCUAUUAGGGCCAUCACUUUCUUUUGGGAAAAGGAAAUAUUGUUGGGGAAUAAAACAAUUUUUUUUAAUCUUUGAAUAAAACAAAGCUUCUGAUCUUUUGUA
This is a messenger RNA of Humulus lupulus (European hop), 2751 nucleotides long. RefSeq lists its product as uncharacterized. The transcript is spliced from 6 exons. The record is from RefSeq and is a predicted model, not a curated record. Bases 99 to 1988 code for a protein of 629 amino acids. NCBI's taxonomy places the organism in Eukaryota, Viridiplantae, Streptophyta, Magnoliopsida, Rosales, Cannabaceae.